AGUUGGCACGACGGCAUGUCUGGCUCUACGUCAAUUUUAGCACCAACUAUUUUAGCAGGGUGUUCUCUUUCCAACCGAAGUACACUGCAGCUCCAACCUACGCCCUAACGGCUAUUGGUCUGUACUUAUAUUUAAUUUUCACUAUCCCUUAUUUCCUAAUGGACUAAUGGAGUCUUUCCCCUUUGUUUAACGUACCAGUCCUGAUCUCGAUCGAUCUUUCACUUGAUUUCGCUGAUAAACAAAAACGAUAUAGAGCUUAACAUAGGUUCCUCUUCGCCCCUCUCCUUUCUUAAAGAGAAGUAAAAUGGGGAGGAUUAGAUCGUCCGCCAAUAGGUGGAGGUUCAUCAAUCCAUCUUACUAUUUGAAACGGCCUAAGCGUCUCGCAUUGCUUUUCAUUGUUUUUGUAUUUGGUACUUUCUUCUUUUGGGAUCGACAAACUUUAGUCCGAGAUCACCAGGAAGAGAUCUCUAAGUUGCAUGAAGAAGUGAUACGGUUGCAAAAUCUGCUGGAAGAGUUGAAGAAUAGUCGAGGUGUAUCAGGUGAAAAGAUGAAUUUUAGUCGCAGUGGUGGUGAUGUGAUGAAGAAAAAGGAUUUCGCUGAUGACCCCAUUGAUGCUCAGCGAAGAGAAAAAGUGAAAGAUGCUAUGCUUCACGCCUGGAGUUCAUAUGAAAAAUAUGCAUGGGGCCAUGAUGAACUUCAGCCACAAACAAAGAAGGGUGUUGACAGUUUUGGUGGUCUUGGGGCAACAUUAAUAGAUUCUCUUGACACAUUAUAUAUCAUGGGCCUGGAUGAGCAGUUUCAGAGAGCUAGAGAGUGGGUUGCAAGCUCCUUGGAUUUCAACAAGAAUUAUGAUGCCAGUGUUUUUGAGACAACCAUAAGAGUUGUCGGUGGACUUCUUAGUGCAUAUGAUCUCUCUGGUGAUAAGCUUUUCCUUGAUAAGGCUAAAGAUAUUGCUGACAGACUGUUGCCUGCAUGGAAUACACCAUCUGGCAUCCCUUACAACAUUAUCAACUUGUCACAUGGGAAUCCGCAUAAUCUUGGGUGGACAGGGGGUAAUAGUAUCCUGGCAGAUUCUGCCUCUGAGCAGCUUGAAUUUAUUGCUCUUUCGCAAAGGACAGGAGACUCAAAGUAUCAACAGAAGGUGGAGAAUGUUAUCUUAGAACUUAAUAGAACUUUUCCAGAUGAUGGUUUGCUUCCAAUACACAUUAAUCCCGAGAGAGGGACAACGUCAUACUCCACUAUAACGUUUGGGGCCAUGGGGGACAGCUUUUAUGAAUAUUUACUCAAGGCCUGGAUACAAGGAAACAAAACAGCUGCUGUGGGACACUACAGAAAAAUGUGGGAGACAUCAAUGAAAGGUCUUUUAAGCUUGGUGCGGAGGACUACCCCAUCAUCUUUUGCUUAUAUUGGUGAGAAGAUUGGAAGUUCUUUAAAUGACAAGAUGGAUGAACUUGCAUGCUUCGCUCCAGGAAUGUUAGCUUUAGGGUCGUCUGGUUAUGGUCCUGACGAGUCUCAGAAGUUCUUAUCACUGGCGGAAGAGCUUGCUUGGACUUGCUAUAACUUCUACCAGUCAACACCUACAAAAUUGGCAGGAGAAAACUAUUUCUUUAAUGAUGAUGGGCAGGAUAUGACUGUGGGCACAUCAUGGAACAUACUAAGGCCAGAAACGGUUGAGUCUCUAUUUUACCUCUGGCGUUUAACUGGAAACAAGACAUACCAAGAGUGGGGUUGGAACAUAUUUCAAGCAUUUGAAAAGAACUCGAGAAUAGAGUCUGGAUAUGUUGGACUUAAAGAUGUUAAUACCGGCGUGCAAGACGAUAUGAUGCAAAGCUUUUUCCUUGCGGAGACUCUUAAAUAUCUCUACCUUCUUUUCUCACCCUCUUCAAUCAUUCCACUAGAUGAGUGGGUCUUCAACACAGAAGCCCACCCCAUAAAAAUUGUUAGCCGGAAUGAUCCAGCAGUGAGUUCUGGAAGUUCAGUUGGACAAACAACAUCAUAUAGGCGGCCACGGACCAGGAGAGAAGGCCGAUUUGGUAAUAAGUAGGUUCACAGGUCAUCAUUAGUUUAGUUGUUGAUUCAAAAGGCCAAUUUGGGAUUUGGGAUUCAAGUGCAAUUUUGCUUGGCACUUCUUUCAACCAGAUUGGUGGAAUUUUUCCCCCCAACAUUGAUAAAAUGUUCAGUAUAGGAGAAGUUAUGAGAAUGUAGCAUAGUUAUUUAGUUUCCUUUUAUACGUUCCCUUAAUACUAGCGACUGUAUUCUAGUACAGGGCAUUUAGCUCUAUAUUUUUUGGGGCUGGACGACUGGACGAGUAUUUGUAUAUCAUUCCUUUUUAUUUUGCGUUUUUUAAAUAUAGUAGGUAAAUUCUCAUUUCAAA
This is a messenger RNA of Nicotiana attenuata, 2374 nucleotides long. Its product is annotated as mannosyl-oligosaccharide 1,2-alpha-mannosidase MNS1-like. The transcript has 14 exons. Gene Ontology annotation, molecular function: mannosyl-oligosaccharide 1,2-alpha-mannosidase activity; calcium ion binding. The record is from RefSeq and is a predicted model, not a curated record. Gene Ontology annotation, biological process: N-glycan processing; carbohydrate metabolic process. Lineage: Eukaryota; Viridiplantae; Streptophyta; Magnoliopsida; Solanales; Solanaceae. Bases 305 to 2044 code for a protein of 579 amino acids. Gene Ontology annotation, cellular component: endoplasmic reticulum; Golgi membrane.